AUGGUAGAUCGAGUUGCUGUGGGUGCUGUCUGGCCGGUGCUGGUCGGUUUGGUGUUCUGUGGCGAGCUGACCACUGUGGAUGCGGCACCCCUCUGUACCAACGCCCAGGCCGGGUGCCACGUCCUCUCCCUGGCCAACCUGUUCGACCGGGUCAUCCAGCAUUCGGCCAGGAUGCACGGCAUUUCAAAUGACCUUCACUCUGAGUUUGAGCUUUACUUCCUGCCCAGUAAGAAUCAGAUUGGCCGGGUCAGUCGCAACUGUCACACAUCUACCAUCCUCACCCCAAAUGGCAAAGAGAACGCACAGAGAAUGGCGAGAGAAGAACUGACAGAGGUGAUUCUGAAGCUCCUGGUGGCAUGGAGAGAUCCUCUGUGGCAUUUCCACCAGGGCUUGGCUCACCACCAUGACUUUAACAACUUCAGCUCCAAUAAAUCUCUUGAAAUGAGUGACAUGGUGCACGAGCUACGCAAGGGUGUCCAGAAAGUUGUGGAGAAGAUGCAGACGUUAGGGAUAAUCAGUAACUCCAUCAGCAGCCUGGCUUCUCCUGAGGUUUUGCUGGCGUCCAACAGUGCCGAGUGGCGCCUAAUGAAAGACUAUGAUCUUCUCUACUGCUUUCGCCGAGACUCCAACAAGGUCCAGAACUACCUGAAGAUCCUCAAGUGUCGCAUUGUUCCGGAGCAUGGAUGCUGA
Molecule: messenger RNA, 690 nt
Organism: Stegastes partitus (bicolor damselfish)
Lineage: Eukaryota; Metazoa; Chordata; Actinopteri; Pomacentridae
Product: prolactin-like
Exons: 5
Coding region: 1-690 (229 amino acids)
Biological process (GO): positive regulation of receptor signaling pathway via JAK-STAT; response to nutrient levels
Cellular component (GO): extracellular region
Molecular function (GO): hormone activity
Source: RefSeq, a predicted model, not a curated record